GGGGCGCUAUCUGCUGACGUCACCGGCUGCUUCCAUAGAAACGGGAUCUCAGCGCAGAGGAGACAGCACCGAGACCGAGAUCUCCGCCAUGUACCGCAAAGACAAGAGUAUACAGAUGAAGAGCAGCGCCUCCGCUCUGUACAAUAACCUCAGCGUAUUGCCGAUCGGUAACAAGAGUCUCACCUACUUUACUGUCGUCCAUGGCAACACUGUCAACAUGGUCAGCGCCUCUGCCGAUGGCCUCAACUUCUCCCACCGUCAGCUGCAGUCCAAGGAGGAAAGUGUGGCCCUCAGCUCGUCCCUCAUCACCCAGGCAUCGUGGUGUGUUCUGCCCUCCCGGGUGCUGCUGGUACUCGCCUCACAGAAAGGGAUUCAGAUGUACGAGUCUGAUGGCUCUAUAAUGGUGUACUGGCAUGCACUGGAUGCGCUGGAGACUCCGCAGGCUCAGGCAGUGUUCGCUCGCGGGAUCGCCCCGGCUGGAGGACGCUAUAUCUGUCUUAUGUUCUGCAGUGUCACUUGCUCCUCGGUGAAGCUCUGGGAUGGGAUGAUCGCAGCAGCCUAUGGUAGCGGACAGAUCCGAUUGUAUGACGCUGCCACUGGGGAUAUAACUGCGGAACUUGAUGCCCACGCCAGAUGGAUCUACACUCUGGAUAUAGCCCCCGAAUCUGGCAGAUUGCUGUCUGGGGCAGAAGAUUCCUUUGUGCAGAUCUGGCAGCUCAGUCGCUGCGCGGAGACUGGUGCCAUUGAGGUAGCACACCGUCACUCGGAGUGUGUGACGGACACUCAGGUAUGCGGGGCCCGAUUCUGCGACCCUCAGGGAACCUCCUUCGCUGUGACCGGCUAUGACCUGAGUGAAAUUAUCCGAUACGUGCAGGUCUGAGCCCCAUAGACUGCGUACAUAGGAAGGAGGAUUGGGGGGUCAUGGAGUACACUGGGCUGUAAUUGGAGCGUCUGGAGUCACAACAUAUGACCGCCAUCAGAACAUUGAUCUGUAACUUCCGGAACACAGAGAGGCUAUACCAGCUCUAGAGCCUACUGCAGUAGAUAGAACUAGGACAUUGGGCAUGUUCUUAUUUAGGUACACAACAUGGAUCUAGGAUUACAGAUCUAGAAGCCACCAGGAGCCGACAGAACAUUAGACAUCUGCGAUAUUCACAUUAUCAUCAUAGUUAUAUUUAUGUCAGCACCGUGACCUAAAACAUCUAGGAUUCCACUGGAUAGAGCUGUAGACAUCAGCAGCUAUUAUGUGAUCACCUUCAGGACAUUGAUCUAGAAUAUUUACAAACAAAGAGAAUAUACUGGAUCCAUCCAGGAUUACAGGACUAUGAACGACCUGGGAUAGAGAUAAUAUCUAGGAUUACAGGACUAUGAGCCACCUGUGAUAGAACAUCUAGGAUUACAGGACUAUGAACGACCUGGGAUAGAGAUAAUAUCUAGGAUUACAGGACUAUGAGCCACCUGUGAUAGAACAUCUAGGAUUACAGGACUAUGAGCCACCUGUAAUAGAGAGAACAUCUAGGAUUACAGGACUGCGAGCCACCUGGGAUAGAGAGAACAUCUAGGAUUACUGGACUAUGAACCACCUGGGAUAGAGAGAACAUCUAGGAUUACAGGACUAUGAGACACUUGGGAUAGAUAGGACAUCUAGGAUUACAGGACUGCGAGCCACCUGGGAUAGCUACGACAUCUAGGAUUACUGGACUAUGAACCACCUGGGAUAGAGAUAAUAUCUAGGAUGACAGGACUGUGAACCACCUGGAAUAGAGAGAACAUCUAGGAUUACUGGACUAUAAAUCGCCUGGGAUAGAUAGGAUAUCUGAGAUUACAGGACUAUAAAUCACCUGGGAUAGAUAGGAUAUCUGAGAUUACAGGGAUAGAUAGGAUAUCUGAGAUUACAGGACUAUAAAUCGCCUGGGAUAGAUAGGAUAUCUGAGAUUACAGGGAUGGAUAGGAUAUCUGAGAUUACAGGACUAUAAAUCGCCUGGGAUAGAUAGGAUAUCUGAGAUUACAGGACUAUAAAUCACCUGGGAUAGAUAGGAUAUCUGAGAUUACAGGACUAUAAAUCACCUGGGAUAGAUAGGAUAUCUGAGAUUACAGGGAUAGAUAGGAUAUCUGAGAUUACAGGACUAUAAAUCACCUGGGAUAAAUAGGGCAUCUAGGAUUACAGGACUGCAAACCACCUAGGAUAGCGAAAAAAAUAUAGGAUUACAGGACUAUGAGCCACCUGGAUUAGAUAGGACAUCUAGGAUUGCAGGAAUGCGAGCCACUUGGGAUAAAUAGAACAUCUAGGAUUGUGGGACUAUGGGGGUCAUUCCAGUUGAUCGCUCGCUAGCUAGUUUUAGCAGCAGUGCAAACGCUAUGCCGCCGCCCACUGGGAGUGUAUUUUAGUUUAGCAGAAGUGCGAACGAUAGGAUCGCAGAGCGCCUGCAAAAAGUUUUUGUGUAGUUUCAGAGUAGCUCAAAACCUACUCGGCGCUUGCGAUCACUUCAGACUGUUCAAUUCCGGAUUUGACGUCACAAACCUGCCCAGCCACGCCUGCGUUUUUCCGCACACUCCCAGAAAAUGGUCAGUUGCCACCCAGAAACGCCCACUUCAUGUCAAUCACUCUGCGGCAAGCAGUGCGACUGAAAUGCAUCGCUAGACCCUGUGUAAAACUACAUCGUUCGUUGUGCCCGUACGUCGCGCGUGCGCAUUGCGCCGUAUACGCAUGCGCAGAACUGCCGAUUUUUAGCCUGAUCACUGCGCUGCGAACAAAUUCAGCUUGCGAUCAACUCGGAAUGACCACCUAUAAACCAUCUGGGAUAGAUAGGACAUCUAGGAUUACAGGACUAUGAGCCACCUGGGAUAGAGAUAACAUCUAGGAUUAUAGGACUAUGAGCCACCUGUAAUAGAGAGAACAUCUAGGAUUACAGGACUAUGAGCCACCUGGAUUAGAUAGGACAUCUAGGAUUACAGGACUAUAAAUCACCUGGGAUAGAUAGGAUAUCUAGGAUUACAAGACUGUAAAUCACCUGGGAUAGAUAGGGCAUCUUGGAUUACAGGACUGCAAGCCACCUGGGAUAGCGAAAACAUCUAGGAUUACAGGACUAUGAACCACCUGGAUUAGAUAGGACAUCUAGGAUUGCAGGAAUGCGAGCCACAUGGGAUAGAUAGAACAUCUAGGAUUGCAGGACUAUAAACCAUCUGGGAUAGAUAGGACAUCUAGGAUUACAGGACUAUGAGCCACCUGGGAUAGAGAGAACAUCUAGGAUGACAGGACUAUGAGCCAUCUGUAAUAGAGAGAACAUCUAGGAUUACAGGACUAUGAGCCACCUGGGAUAGAGAGAACAUCUAGGAUGACAGGACUAUGAGCCACCUGGGAUAGAUGUGACAAUUAGGAUUACAGGACUAUGAGCCACCUGGAAAAGAUAGGACAACUAGGAUGACCGGACUAUAAACCACCUGGAUUAGAUAGGACAUCUAGGAAUACAGGACUAUGAGCCACCUGGAAUAGAUAGGACAUCUAGGAUUACAGGACUGUGAGCCACCUGGGAUAGAUAGGACAUCUAGGAUUACAGGAAUGUGAGCCACCUGUGAUAGGUAGGACAUCUAGGAUUACAGGACCGUGAGCCACCUGGGACAGAUAGGACAUCUAGGAUUACAGGACUGUGAGCCACCUGGGAUAGAUAGAACAUCUAGGAAUACAGGACUGGGAGCCACUAUGAGCUGGCAGCAGGUUAUUAUAGGUGACUAUCCCACAGUACCGAGAGAUGACAUCACUCCAUCAUAGGCUUCCAUCACCUCUUCUGUGUACUCCGCUCAUUGGUGGUACACAUGGACAAGGUGCUGUAUGGCUGGACCCCCUUCCUCCCUCUGGGAUUCACAUGAUGGGGUAACUAUUUAUAUAAUGAAUAUAUAGAGGUGUUUAUAUACAAGUGCAUUAAUGUAUUAAAAAUGUUUUACCAAC
Pseudophryne corroboree (corroboree frog) is the source of this 3946-nucleotide messenger RNA. It is a transcript of the gene WDR54, whose product is annotated as WD repeat domain 54. Gene Ontology annotation, molecular function: protein binding. Bases 89 to 880 code for a protein of 263 amino acids. The record is from RefSeq and is a predicted model, not a curated record. The transcript is spliced from 8 exons. NCBI's taxonomy places the organism in Eukaryota, Metazoa, Chordata, Amphibia, Anura, Myobatrachidae.